AUGCAAAUCUCAUCGCCUCGGGCACCGCGUUCCUCGGUCCACAGAUCGUCUUCCUCCCGGUCCCGUUCCUCCCCACGACGCCAACGAAUCCGUCCUUUCUCCGGCGGUGCCCACAUCGACCAGCCUGAUUACGAAGGACCCUCUGAACCUGCGACAAUUCCUCCCAACCUCCACGAUCCCUCCACGGCCAUCAAUCUCGACCCGCGCAUCGGGGCUUUCGACGCAGGCGGCGAAACUGAACAGCCAGAGAUCGCCCCCGCUCGCCGAAGAUUCGUCGGCGGCUUCGUUGGGAACCUCAAGAACUGGGCACAGCAGAAGGCGGGUGUGUCCCAGCCUGUGCGGGACUCGGGGAUCGCGUAUCCCGACCCUGCCGUCGUGUAUGAGGACGGGCCAGAAGGAGACUAUGCGGCUGUACCGAGGGCGGAUAUGGAAGGGCACUACUACGAUAUCGAGACGAUACCUGAGGAGCAGGAGCCGACGCCGACGCACUCUCAGGUGUAUCGGCAUGGGGUGUACUCGACGCCUGUCCCCAGCCAGCGAUACGCAUCUCCAACAUCCCAACUUGAUCGCGUCUCUGGGGAACGCUAUGUUGACCAGGACAUCCCACCGCACACGAGGCAGGAGUCGGAUUCGUCUGUCUCGGAGACGGUGCACACGACGCAAGAGCAGUAUGACGGGACGACUAUCAUGAAUCACGACAUGCAAAUGCCCCACCAAUAUGCAGACUAUGCAUACGGGACCCCGCAGAUGGGGCCGGGACCUCCUCAGGAAGGAGGGUACGGGAAACCGAACUCGGAUGCGCUUCCCGAAGGUCCGGAGUCGCUCUGGCAGCGAUUUCAGCGAUUCCUGCAGGCGGUGAAUGAUCUGCCGUGGGUGGCACCUGACCGCGUAACGGUCGAUUUCAUUCCGCGGAACGCGAGAGAUCGGUUUCCGCCCAGUGAAUAUGGCAGUCCGCUGCCCAGAACGUCGCCACGGCCGCGAUCGGGUGGGUCCCGGGCCUCGUGGUACAAUAAUACCAAUCCUGUUGCGGACUUUGGAAUGACACCAGCGCCCAAUAUGGCUAUGUCCGUGGCUGGCUCGAACAAAGAAGGUUAUCUGUCCCCUAUGGGAGGAUACCAGUCGCCAAAAUCCGGAUUCCCGUCACCCCAGGUAGGAUACCAGGGAGAAUACACCUCGUCCCCCUAUCCGAACAACUUCACUCCUGUUCCGUUUUCUCCGCGCAGCACGAGCAGCCGGAGACAGGCCAGCACCAUCGGCAGUCCGCAGCGGGUCCCAGUUCCCCGAUACACGCCGGACAUCGACGGCCCUCCUGGAUCAGGCACUUAUUUCACGCCAAUGCGAUACCCCAACGGAUACGUUCCCUACGACCAAGUCGGUGCGCAGACACAGACCUACAUGUACACUGGCUCCUCGGUGGCGUCUUCGCAGAUCGCAUUACCGUAG
This is a messenger RNA of Mycena citricolor, 1443 nucleotides long. The record is from the annotation of a GenBank genome assembly. Lineage: Eukaryota; Fungi; Basidiomycota; Agaricomycetes; Agaricales; Mycenaceae.